This is a messenger RNA of Penicillium salamii, 2022 nucleotides long. The record is from the annotation of a GenBank genome assembly. Lineage: Eukaryota; Fungi; Ascomycota; Eurotiomycetes; Eurotiales; Aspergillaceae.
AUGGAUGACACCCAUUUUAACUCAGCUGGCGUCCCCGAGAAUGCUCAGCAGGGUUCUGGUUUAGAUCGACUAUCGGCAACCCGCGACGCUUCCGAGACCCAAUCGCGUCAAGACUCACCUGCCAGAAAGACCGAAGGCGCCGGUGGAUCCGACGAUCCUCUCGACGCCCCCGCCUCGCCCAAACCUCAGAAUGGCGGUGAAUUGGAAGAUGAGGAGAUGGGUGGCCUGGAAGAUGCCGUGGGCGAAGCGCACCCAUCAGGGGAUGGUGCAGAUGGCUUGGAGGAUGCCGUAGGGGAAGAUCAGCCUGCGCCUACUAAGUCCUCCCUCGAGGCUGCUGCGCGCGAACAACUCGUCACUCAAACACAUGCGAUCAUCCUCCCCAGCUACGCCACAUGGUUCGACAUGAAUACUAUCAAUCCGAUCGAGAAGAAAGCUCUCGCCGAGUUCUUCAAUGGUCGCAACCGCAGCAAGACCCCUGCAACUUACAAAGACUACCGCGACUUUAUGAUUAACACCUACCGAUUGAACCCCAUUGAGUACCUGACUGUCACGGCUUGUCGCCGUAACCUUGCAGGUGAUGUGUGCGCGAUUAUGCGUGUCCACUCAUUCCUCGAGCAGUGGGGCUUGAUCAACUACCAGGUCGACCCUCAGACUCGACCCUCCAAUAUUGGACCGCCAUUCACCGGUCACUUCCGAGUGAUUGCUGAUACCCCACGCGGACUGCAACCAUUCCAGCCAGGUCCAAACCACAGCGUCACAUCUGGCAAGGCUCUUCCAGCUACUCAGCGCGCGGCCUCUUCCACCCCUGCAUCAAAGGACGAUCUGAACUUCGAACUGCGUCGCACCAUUUAUGACGACAAGGGCAAGGAUGUUACACCGGCCGAUGAUAAGGAAAGACAAACCAACGGCGAAUCAAGCAAUGGCUUGGAUAUCGCCCGGGAGUCUAAAAAGAAGGCACACUGUUUCUCCUGCGGUAUCGAUUGUACCAAGCUCCGAUUCCACUACGCCAAAUCAACUUCCACCUCAGCCAAUGCCAACACACCAGACACCAAAUAUGAUCUGUGCUCUAACUGUUUCCUGCAAGGAAGAAUGCCCUCCAGCCACAGUGCCUCGGAUUUCGUUAAGCUUGAGGACAAGGGCCACUCUCAAGUUCCCGGCAAGGACGCUCCGUGGGCCGAUUCGGAAACUAUUUUGUUGCUCGAGGGUCUUGAGAACUUUGACGAUAACUGGGAGCAGAUUGCGAACCACGUUGGCACACGGUCUCGGGAAGAGUGUGUUAUGAAGUUCUUGCAGUUGGAGAUUGAGGACAAGUACGUCGAGGAUAUCCCCGAGCUGCGCUCUGGCGGCGGACGCGACCCUAUCAGCCAGUCCGAAAACCCCGUGCUGUCUGUGGUCGCAUUCCUGGCCCAGAUGGCCGAGCCCGCAGUUGCCGCUGCCGCGGCCGGACGUUCCGUCGAAGAAAUCCGCAAGGAGCUCCGCAACCAACUGGAGAAGGGAGGAGACAAGGGCAAAGAUGCAGUCAAGACCGAGGACUCCAUGGAUGUGGAUCCUUCUCGUGCGGCUGAGCAAGCCAGCGACAAGCCCAAGGAAUCACUCGGUACCAUCGCACUGGCUGCCUCUGCUGCCCGCGCUGGAGCCCUCGCUUCCCACGAAGAGCGUGAAAUGACCCGUCUGGUGUCCGCCGCAGUCAACGUCACUCUGCAGAAAUUCGAAGUCAAACUCCAGCAAUUCAACGAGAUGGAAGAAAUCAUCGAGGCUGAGCGCCGCGAACUCGAACAGGCCCGCCAGCAGCUCUUCCUUGACCGCAUGACCUUCAAGAAGCGCGUGAAGGAAGCCCAGGAUGCCCUCCAGACCGUCAGCCUGCAAGGUCCCAGCGAGCACACAAAUCAGAUGCUUGCUGACGCCGCCACCACCGGCAUUGGUAACCACUACAGCUUCCAGCCUGUUGGCGGUGACAUGCGCGCAGGAACCCAGCCUUUAAGCGCCCAGCCUGGCGCCGACUACAAGACGCUUGACCUUUAG